AAACCAGGAUUAUCUUAUAUACAUCUCGUACAGUUGAACGUACAGUAAACUCGAGGUUUCGGCUACUUGCUAAUUGCCUGAGCAUACACCGUUGCCGUUACUGGUGUCUCCUUAGAACCAGAAUAUAUAAUUCUUAAAGUAUUCAUCUCCAGACAUGAUCAGUGUACUAUUAGUCAGCUGCUUUGCUCUCGUCCAAACUGUGACAAACAAUGAAAUUAUUAAUUCGGAUGAAUCUUUAAAGGAAAAUGCAACUUUGGAAGUUCCACCAUUUAAUCAUCAGGGAAGAUUUUUCCCGCUAUUCAGUGUCGUGCGAUUUGCCAACACCGAGUGCUUAUCGAACACCGAUCAACUCAACGGCACGUGUUUCACAAGACGAGAGUGCCUUAAUUACGGAGGUAAUCCUUCAGGAUCAUGUGCUAACGGAUUAGGCACUUGCUGUGUAUUUCAAAAAUCUUGUGGCUCUACUACUAACAUGAACAAUACGUACUUCGUAAGUCCAAGGUAUCCAAUUACCUAUCGAGGAGGAGAACGAUGCACGAUCACGGUACAACGCUGUAACUCUAACAUAUGUCAGUUGCGAUUGGAUUUCUUGGAGGCCACUUGGGCGCAACCCAAUGCAACUGGAUAUUGCGACUUGGACGUAUUUCUGGUAUCUGGUGGCUCGUCAACGGUACCGAGAAUAUGCGGAGAAAAUACUAAUCAGCAUGUAUACGUCGACUUUAACGGAGCAACGCCGAUUACUAUAUCCGUCGACACUAAUGCGGAUUACGUAUUUGAUCGACGCUGGAACAUAAGACUUCAGCAAAUUGCGUGUGAUUCUGUGUGUAAAGUUCCUAAUGGAUGUUUACAAUAUUACAAAACUGUCUCCGACACUGUAAUGAGUUUUAAUUAUGGUACGACAGAAAAUGCCCGAGCUCCUCAAAUUGGAACGCGACAAAUGAUCAAUCAUCGUUACGGUGUGUGCGUCAGAAUGGCUCUAGGAUACUGCAGUAUUGAAUGGUCUCAGAUGAAUACUUUAUCCUUCUCUGUUUCUGGAGACACGGGUUCAUUCGAUCCAGAUAUAAUAGGUACAGACUUGGUAGCAGAAUCCGGUGCGAGCUGUACGAAUGAUUUUGUGAUUAUACCCGAUCCACGUGAAAAUGGCGUUGCUACUAACACAGACAGGUUUUGCGGAAACGGAUUUAUAACUAAAACAUCGAAUUUAAAGCCAUUUGUACUUUAUGUCGUUACAAAUGGUGACGAAAUGCAAGAAGCCCAAAAUAAAGGUUUUAAGCUUAUGUUUCGUCAGCUGCCUUGUGCAGUUUAAGAAUACUGUUAUGCGAGAUAUGAAUUUUGAUAGAGGAAAUAAUAAGCGUAAUUAAAUUAUUUAUUAAGUAUCAUUUAUUGUGUAAAUAAAUAAUUCUAUACACACCAGGCGCAAUUGGUUGAUAUAUGUAUAUAUAUCACGUAAAAACUCUUAUCUUAAAUUCGCACUACCAGAAUGUGUAUCAACUUGUUCUUUCACAGCGUUGUACCAACCGCCGAUUUUCGUAUGAGUUAGUAGAUCUUGAAAAGCGUCGCAGCCUUCGAUACUCUUCAAGAUCCCGUACACCGCAAGAUCGGAUAGAUCGGGCUUGCUGCCACCCAUAAAAGCGGUGCCUCGCGCGUGGAUGUUAUGCAACCAAUAAUUUGCCUCGUCAUACAACGACUGUCGAACAUCAUCCUUUAAACGGUGUCUUUUCUUGAGUCUUUUUCCUAUCAACCACAUUGCCAUCGCACCUACGUUUAUUAUUAACAUCCGCUCCCAUGACGGAAAAUAUUCCUCCCAUUUGCCGACCUGGAUAAAAAGUUUUUAAUUAUAUUUUGUACAUCAUUGCAUUUAUAUUGUAUAUACAGGGUAUUCCAUAAAAAAUUGCUGAAAUUAAUCAGCUGUCAUUUUUAAUGU
This is a messenger RNA of Nylanderia fulva, 1924 nucleotides long. RefSeq lists its product as uncharacterized. The record is from RefSeq and is a predicted model, not a curated record. Lineage: Eukaryota; Metazoa; Arthropoda; Insecta; Hymenoptera; Formicidae.